Molecule: messenger RNA, 2566 nt
Organism: Anoplopoma fimbria (sablefish)
Lineage: Eukaryota; Metazoa; Chordata; Actinopteri; Perciformes; Anoplopomatidae
Gene: trim25l
Product: tripartite motif containing 25, like
Molecular function (GO): zinc ion binding; protein binding
Source: RefSeq, a predicted model, not a curated record
CUGUCACCAGCACCCCGACCCCGACUCCCGGACGUUUUGGUGGAUUCAUGAAUGACACACUGAGGAAUCGUGUCUGACAGCGUCGACAUGAGCUCUAAACUGUGGACCGAGGAGCAGUUCAACUGCCCCGUGUGUCUGGAUCUCCCCAAUGACCCGGUCACCAUCCCCUGCGGGCACAGCUACUGCAUGGGCUGCAUCAAGGACUACUGGAGCAAGGACGACCCUAAGGGGGUCUACAGCUGCCCCCAAUGCCGGCAGACCUUCUCCCCCAAGCCCUCCCUGUCCAGGAACACCAUGCUGGCCGAGGCGGUGGAGCAGCUCCGCAAAGGGGCCCUCAAGGCCGAUGUGCGUGAAUCCAUGCGGAUCGCCCAAAAGGGGUCAAAAGGGAAGCCCUCCUCCUCAUCCUCCUCCUCCUCGGCGGUGCCGUGCGACUUGUGCAAAGGGGAGCAACGAGCGGCGGUCAAGAGCUGCCUGUCGUGCAUGAGCUCGUACUGCACGGCCCACCUGAAGCCCCACACCACCAAGAAGGCCCUGAGGGCGCACGAGCUGAUCGCUCCCACCGCCAACCUGGCGGAGAAGAUCUGCACCCAGCACAAGUACCUGCAGGAGUUCUACUGCCGCCAGUGCAAGAUGUUCGUCUGCUGGCUUUGCACCAGCAACCAGCACAAGGGCCACGAGUGCGUUUCCACCAAGGUCGAGCGCUUUGAGAAACAGAAAGUGCUGUCAGAGCUUCAGACUGAGAAUCAGCAGAGGCUGAAAGACCGCGAGCUGGAGCUGAAGGACAUGAAGAAGAUGAUGGAGGGGAUGAAGCGUUCUGCAGACAGGGUGCACGGCGACACGGAGCAGGUGAUGGUGGAGCUGCAGCGCUCGGUGGAGCGGCUCCAGGAGCUGCUGGAGGAGGUGCUGGACCAGGCCGGCAUGGAGAAGAUGGGCCAGGCCCAGGAGGUCAUCGACAGCCUGGAGGCCGAGGUCAAGGAGAUGAGGAGGAGGGAGAAGGAGAUGAGGGACCUGGCGAGCUGCGAGGACCACAUCCACUAUCUGGAGGCCUGUGAGUCCAUGUGCACCCCGCUGGAGACAUCGGACCUCCCCGCCGUGACGGUCAACCCCGAAGCUUCCUUUGAGCCUGCGCGGGAAGCCAUCCUGGACCUCAGGGACCGAGUGGAGGACCUGUGCAACCAGGAGCUGGGCAAGAUCACCAAACAAGUCAACGACACCACUCUGUUCACCUUGAAAGACUCCAGCCGGAGCGGAGGGGGGAAAGGAGGGCUUUUAAAAUUGUUUGGUCUGGGUUCUCGCAACACAAACAGCCGUUCUCCAGCUCCUAUACCCAGCAUCUCUGUGGGAGGGCGGAGCGCAGAUAGAAGAGGUAUAGGCAUCAAGAGUCAAGAUGUGAGGAGCAGAGACACUCCACGAGCAGACAGAGAAAGCACAAGCUCACCCAGACCCCGAGACAGACAGAGGAGAGAGGAGAGAGAGACAGUGAGGGAGACCAACCCUAGACCCACUUCAAGCCCCAGACCCAGCCCCACUCCCAGCCGCAGAGAGUCUCAUUCUCUCUGGAGCAGGUCCAGUAUGGGUCAGGCUGUCCCUGCCGCGGCCCCGACCCACAUCCCUACUCCGAUCCCAGCCACACCAGCUCCAGCUCCAACUCCGGCACCAGCUCCAGCAUCAACUGGAGGGUCAGCUUUCAGUCGGAUGUCGUCCAUCAGCAGCCUGUUCCGCUCCCAUCGACGGGGCACCACCCCGGCUACCCCGGCCACUAACACGCUGCCAGCAGGAGGAAACCCAUGGAUGGCUGCUCUGUCUGAAACACCAACAGAAAUUAACCCCAGUCUCUUCUUGGACCUGCCCACCCCGGACUCUGUGAUCCACGCUCCUGCUUUCCCCGCACUGAGAGAAAUCAACCUCGACAGCAUCCAGGCCCCAGAGCCGAGGAGCAGAGAGGAGUUCCUACAGUACUCUGUGAGCUUGACCCUUGACACCAACACGGCCCACCGGCGGCUGACGCUCGCCGAGGGCAACACUAAAGCCACCCUGCAGGCGGCGGCACAGCCCUACCCCGACCCCCAGCGCUUCGACGGCUGGACCCAGGUGAUGUGCACGAGCCCGCUGUACGGCCAGCGCUGCUACUGGGAGGUGGAGUGGAGGGGCCGGGGCUCCUCCAUGGGCGUGGCCUACAACGCGAUGAUCAGGAAGGGCUCGGACGCGCGGUCGGGGCUCGGCUACAACGCCCAGUCCUGGACCCUGGAGCUGUCGGACACCUGCUGCUCGGCCAUGCACGACAACGAGAAGAAGGACAUACCGGUCACCUACUCGCCCCGCCUGGGCCUCUACCUGGACCUGUCCACGGGGACGCUGGCCUUCUACAGCGUGGCGGAGAGCAUGACGCACCUGCACACCUUCCGCGCCAACUUCACCCAGCCGCUGUACGCCGCCUUCGGGGUGGGCAGCGGAGUCGGGGUGGGUCUGGACUUCGCCCUCGGACAGUUUAGUACCAGCUCCGACAGCAUAAAGAUCUGUCCCAUGUGAUCAAAAACAACUGACUUCAGUGAAAUAAGUAUGAAAA